AUGAAAGAGAAAGAUACAUUAGUUAAAGCUGUUAGAUAUAUCAAACAAGAGGAAGAUAAGAAAUUAACUGAUUUGAUUAAUAAAUGGAGAGAUGUUUGCUUUAAAAGUUCAAACUAUUUGUACAAUCAUUAUUCCAUCGAAAUGAUGAAAUAUGGUGGUAAGAGGCAGUUCAGACAGAAUUAUUUAGACAGGCAACUGAAGUUGAACCAGCCUUAUGAUGAACUAGAUCAUGAUAAUCAUAAUGAUGACGACGAUGAAGAAGAUACUGGCAAUGAUGGUAAAAGAAAGAGACAAAGCUAUCAAGAUUAUGAUGAAUACGAACCAACAAAGUAUGACGAACACCCAAUCAAAGAUGAUUAUGUUGACGAUGACGAGUUUACUAUGAAAGAUCUAUACUAUUAUUUAAAUAAGGAUCAUAAAUUAGUAUAUGAAAGUUAA
Molecule: messenger RNA, 438 nt
Organism: Scheffersomyces coipomensis
Lineage: Eukaryota; Fungi; Ascomycota; Pichiomycetes; Serinales; Debaryomycetaceae
Exons: 1
Coding region: 1-438 (145 amino acids)
Source: RefSeq, a predicted model, not a curated record